UAGGAUUUAAUAUGUUUAGCAUGUUAUUAGGUUCAUCUUCAAGCCUAAAUUAUCUGAGGAUCAUGUUCACCAGCUGCUUUGAAUUCAGAUAUAUUCGUCCCAUAAAUGCCAAUGGCGCUUCGACGAAGGCAAGAGAGUUCAAACAAAGGGAGUUGGCUUUGUGCGAUCAAUGUCCAUAUGAUAUCCAGGGUGUAGUCUUCCAUCAUCCCCAAAUUUGCCAGGAUAGACUCAGUGUAAGUUAGCCUUUCUGUUCCAGUCAAAAAUGUGUGACAUCUUUCAGGCAGUGGAGGACAAAAAUGAACAGUGAUGUUUUCUUUCAAUCCAAAGUGUUGUUGCUUUAAUGAUGCCAAUGAUGUAACUCCUGAUGACGAGGUUGGCUUUUGACAUAGAACGCCACCAUGAUGUAAUUGUAACAUCUCACCCUGUGUUAAUAUUCCCCGCUGAGAUAUUUCACGAGUAAAAGCCCAACGGGUGUUCCGAGAUGGCAAAACAAUCAAGAUGAGUUACGAUGGUAAAUAUUCAUACAGGUCUGUCAAUGACGAACUAAGUCGAACAAGGAAACUUAGCGAUGCGGUCAUCAGGGUUGACAAUGCUGAAUUUCACAUCCACAAAAUUAUUCUUUGCAAGUGCAGCCACUACUUCAGAGCCCUCUUUCUACGAUGGUCAACUUCAGACCAGAGGGUCUACGUCAUACAUGGUCUGACGGCUCAGUUAAUGCAACUAUUUGUUGAAUUUGCAUAUGCCGGCUCCGUGUUGGUGACAAAGGACAAUGUCAAAGAUUUGUUGCUGGCUGCAGACCGGUUCAACAUAAUUGGCAUCGUCCAAACCUGCUGCGCAUUUCUAACGGAACAGCUCUGUCCAGAAAACUGCAUUGGUAUCUGGCAGUUCACGCGGAACUGCUACACACCGGAUCUACAGCGAAAUGCCUUCCAGUAUAUCCUCUACCACUUUGACGAUGUUGCGAGUUCAAAUGAGUUGCAGCAACUCUCCGUACAGGACUUAUGCGAUAUCCUGGACCGGGAUGACCUUAUGGUAAAAACGGAAAAUACUGUGUACGAGGCCAUUUUGCACUGGAUUGCACAUGCACCUUGGGAGCGAGGCGACAACAUGGCGGUGCUGCUGGCCAAAGUCCGUCUCGCACUGACAAGCGUAGAGUUCAUCGCAAUCAAGGUGCUGACCAAUCAUCUGAUCCAGAACAGCAGGAAGUGCCUGGACAUAGUUGCCUUGGCUACCCGCGUCAUGUGCCACAUGAACACAAACUCUGUGUGCGGCUAUCGCAACCUGGUGGCUCGUCCUCGCCUGCCUUCCGCCAUCCUGCUUGCCAUUGGCGGCUUCAGUGGCCCCAACCCGACGCACCUCAUCGAGGCGUAUGAUGUGCAUGCCAACACCUGGGCUGACUUGGUCGACAACAUGGAGCAUCCACAUGCUUACUUUGGCACUGCAUUCCUGGGCAACUCUGUCUACUGCGUGGGCGGAUUUGACGGCCGGAGGCAUUACAAUACUGUUCGGCGCUUUGAUGUGUACACUCGCACCUGGCACCAGGUAGCGCCCAUGCAUUUUCGCCGGUGCUCCGUGAGCGUCACGGUGCUAAAUGGGUGCGUAUAUGCCAUUGGGGGCGUGGACGGUCGCAUAAGACUAAAAAACGCAGAGUACUACAUGCCCGAGACAAACCAGUGGACUCUUAUCGCCAGUAUGCAUGAGCACAGGAGCGACGCUAGCUGCACCACCCUCAACAACAAGGUUUACGUAUGCGGUGGUUUUAACGGAAAUGAGCCUUUGCGAACGGCGGAGUAUUACAACCCAGAGACCAACCAGUGGACCAUGAUCGUCCCAAUGAACUGCUGUCGCAGUGGCACUGGAGUCAUUGCGUAUGCCAACCACAUUUAUGCAAUCGGUGGUUUUGACGGCGAUAUGCGCCUGUGUAGCGUAGAGGCCUACGACCCCAACACGGACGCUUGGAUGCUCUUACCUUCCAUGCAGUGUCCACGCAGCAACUUUGGGAUCCAGGUACUCGAAGAUCGCCUCUUCGUGGCUGGGGGCAAUACGGGUGUGUCGGCCACCAACAUGGUGGAGUACUAUGAUGCCCACGCAGCCACGUGGUUCCCUGCCUGUGACAUGGCCGUCUCUCGGAGCGCACUUAGUUGCUGUGUUGUGUCUGGUUUGGCGAACGUCGGCCAUUUUGUCACACUGCGAAGUGAACUGCCAUGGCUUCAAUUGGAGGAAGUGGCCCUGGAAAUGGAAGAUGACUUUUGAACAAUGACAUGGAAAGGAACGAAAUAAAAAAGUCCACCAGAGGAAAUGACAAGCAUAAUUAUGAUGUAUGCUAAGUUAGCUAGCGUUUACGUGAGUAACUCUUCUGCUUCGCUCAUGUUUAUAUUCAACAAAAAGCUCUUCCACAGUGUAACAAUUUAUCUCUAUAAGGGCCAGAGUAAACAAAAAAGUUGAUAGCAUUGAUUGCUAUUUUAUUUUAGCUUUGCGGUUAGCAACUAUUCUGCCUCUGCUGAACCAAUAUUGUUUCCGGUUUCCUGCCUCAACACUCCUAGAGCUUACCCGUUUCUCAUUAUACCAGGACAAAAGAAGCACUUACUUAACAAUAUUGUCUUUUGGCGGCUCUUCCACAUCCUUGGGGAAAAAGCUCCUAAGUGUUUGCAUGCUUACAGCUAAACACGAUCACCGUGUAUGCUAACUUAUCCCGCAAGCAAGUCUUCUGCAUCCCACAUUGUGUAUUUUCCUCUUUGAUAGUGUUUAAAUGCUCUUGAACGGUUAACCCGGGACAUGUGGUCACCCCACGUUUUGCGUAAUUUUUUACAUCCUCCUGAUUACUCUUCGACAUACUUGGCAUGCCAAUCUGCGAGAAACACUUCAGCCGUCAAUAGGGAUCAAAUUUCCAGCUCAUUUUUCCACUAAGUGUUUCAUACGCUAUCUUCUCACAAGAUGGCGGCACCCUCCCAGUUACACCCGGAGAAUU
Messenger RNA from Hippocampus zosterae (dwarf seahorse), 2968 nucleotides. RefSeq names its product kelch-like protein 10. Bases 499 to 2253 code for a protein of 584 amino acids. Gene Ontology annotation, molecular function: protein binding. The transcript has 5 exons. Lineage: Eukaryota; Metazoa; Chordata; Actinopteri; Syngnathiformes; Syngnathidae. The record is from RefSeq and is a predicted model, not a curated record.